Messenger RNA from Hydra vulgaris (swiftwater hydra), 2229 nucleotides. RefSeq names its product dynein intermediate chain 2, ciliary. Gene Ontology annotation, molecular function: dynein light chain binding; dynein heavy chain binding. The record is from RefSeq and is a predicted model, not a curated record. Gene Ontology annotation, cellular component: outer dynein arm. Gene Ontology annotation, biological process: cilium movement; outer dynein arm assembly. Lineage: Eukaryota; Metazoa; Cnidaria; Hydrozoa; Anthoathecata; Hydridae.
GCACACCGAGUUUUUUAUCCAAUUUACCGGUUCUCGGUUAAAAUGUCGAGCGUUAACAUGUUUAUUGGAUACGAUAUGGCACAUGAACUAAUGUCAAAUUUAAUACUAUGAGUAAGUUAUCUUUAAAAUGAAUCUUACAAAGGUUACUGGGAAGGUUAUUAAUGGAUUUAUAGAAAAGAAAACUGUGACUUCUCUUUCUAACAUAAGAUCUCAAGAAAAAAAUGAUGCAACAAAGAUAAAAAGAAAAAAGGAUGAGGAUGACUUGACACACAUUGACGAAUUGGAUGAAUGGCUUCAGCCAAAACAGUUAAUGAAACCUGAAAACCAACUUGUUUUGACUGAAGCUGAGCUAAAAGAAGAGUUUACAAGGAUAUUAACUGCAAAUAAUCCUCAUGCACCUGACAACAUAAUUCGGUUUAAUUUUAAGGAGAAGCAGUAUAAACCAAUAGCAAAUGUCGAACAAAUAGUGUUCCAUUUCUCUAUGGAAGGAAAUCUGAUACACAAAGAUUCAGAGGAGGCUCAAAAGCAAUCUUUAUCAGAUGACAAACACUCAAUACAUGAAGAGAAUGAUGAAACACAUGAAGAUAGUAUUGCAGUUGGUAAUGCAUUUACUAAACCCUCAGUGCAAAAAGUCACAAAUCAGUUCAAUUUCUGUGAACGAGGCUCUCAAACAUUUAAUAAUCCAUCCAGGGAGCGUGGGACAGAAACAGAACCACCUCCAAGAGGAAAUUAUAGCAGCAAUGUCAACCAGUGGGAAAUUUAUGAUGCCUAUGUUGAAGACUUAAAAAGACAGGAAAAAGAGAAAGAAAAGGAAGUUAAAAAGUCAGCUAAAAGAGAGAGUGAAACAAAGAAAAAAAACUUGACAACAGAAGUCACGAAUGAUGAAGUUGCAAAUGUCAGCAAAGUUGCCAAAAUUAUUGAACGAAUGGUUAAUCAAAAUACAUUUGAUGAAAUUGCUUAUGAUUUUAAAUAUUGGGAAGAUGCUUCUGAUGAAUAUAGAGAAAAUGAAGGUACAGUGCUGCCAUUAUGGAAAUUUUCAUAUAAAGGAACAAAGAAAAUGACUGUAACAGCUCUCUCAUGGUCUCCUAAUUAUGAAGAUUUAUUUGCAGUUGGUUAUGGCUCAUAUGAUUUUUUAAAGCAAAGUACUGGAAUAGUUUGCUUUUACAGUCUAAAAAAUCCAACAUAUCCUGAACGGAUUUUUAUGACAGAUUGGGGUGUUAUGUGUUUGGAUAUUCAUCAUUCCUAUUCAAAUUUGGUAGCUGUUGGAUUUUAUGAUGGUUCAAUUGCUGUGUACAACUUGGAAAGUAAAGAAGAUAAACCAAUUCUUAUGACUUCAACAGAGUUUGGGAAACAUACAGAUCCUGUAUGGGAGGUGAGGUGGCAAACAGAUGAUCUUGAUGGGAACUUAAAUUUGUAUUCAGUAUCCUCUGAUGGAAGAGUUGUGUUGUGGACAAUUAUUAAAAGUGAACUGCAAAACACUGAGAUCAUUCAACUAUGGGUUGGAUCAAAUUUUGGUGAUGGAUUUCAAGAAUCAGAUAAAAAAGUUCUAGGGUGUGGAACAUGUUUUGAUUUCCAUAAAACAGUGGAUCACUUGUUUCUAGUUGGUACAGAGGAGGGGAAAAUACAAAAAUGUUCAAAAGCUUACUCCAGCCAUUAUCUUAGCACUUUCAAUGCUCAUCAAAUGGCAGUCUAUGCUGUGCGUUGGAAUUAUUUUCACUCAAAAAUCUUUAUGUCAUGCAGUGCUGAUUGGUCUGUAAAAAUAUGGGAUCAUACUUGUUGUGAUGCUAUUUUUACAUAUAAUUUGGGAAGUCCUGUUGGAGAUGUAGCUUGGGCACCAUUUUCUGCAACUGUAUUUGCUGCAGUAACUGCUGACGGAAAAGUCGUCAUUUUUGACUUGAAUGUUAACAAGUAUAAACCAAUCUGCGAACAGAAAAUUGUUCAGAAAGGGAAGACUAAAUUGACCCAUGUUUCUUUUAAUAAAGUUCACCCAAUAGUAAUCAUUGGCGAUGAUAGGGGGUGUGUGACUUCAGUGAAGUUAUCUCCGAAUCUAAGAAAAGCUAUUAAGGAGCGCAGCAAAGGUCCAGAAAAUGAAAUUGCAAAAUUCGAUAAACUGUUGAGUUUAGCUCACGAUCCAUUCGAAAAUGUAGAAAGCAAUUCAUAACUGAAGGGUGGUUCAAUUAAAGUAUUUGUACACUUUAUCUUGUGAGUUUUAAUAUAAAAUUUUAGAAU